Molecule: messenger RNA, 8483 nt
Organism: Passer montanus (Eurasian tree sparrow)
Lineage: Eukaryota; Metazoa; Chordata; Aves; Passeriformes; Passeridae
Gene: MTCL2
Product: suppressor of glucose, autophagy associated 1
Exons: 16
Coding region: 271-4827 (1518 amino acids)
Biological process (GO): insulin receptor signaling pathway; regulation of autophagy
Source: RefSeq, a predicted model, not a curated record
AAGGGCCGGCGGCACGGAGCCGAGACGGCGGCCCCCGGGGCGAGAAGGAGCGCGCCGGGACCCCGCUCGGUGGCCGGGCCCGGGCCGGAGUCCGGGCUGACCGACAGCAGCUCGGAGGUGUCGGACUGCAGCGCCUCGGAGGAGGCGAAGCUGCUGUCGCUGGAGCUGGGGCUGAGCGGCAGCGAUGGCGAGUCCCCGGGCAGCGCCCCGCCGCCGCCGCCCUCGGCCGGAGAGGCGUCGCCGCUGCCCGAGGAGCCCUCGGCCGCCUCCAUGGCCAGCAGCCGCCUGCAGCUCAGCACCUCGCUCGCCUUCUCCGACCUCACCGAGGAGCUGCUGGACGCCGGCACCGACGGGCUGCUCCGCGAGCUGGAGGACUUGCGCUCCGAGAACGACUAUCUCAAGGAUGAGAUCGAGGAGCUGCGCGCCGAGAUGCUGGAGAUGCGGGAUGUCUACAUGGAGGAGGACGUGUACCAGCUGCAGGAGCUGCGGCAGCAGCUGGACCAGGCCAGCAAGACGUGCCGCAUCCUGCAGUACCGGCUGCGCAAGGCCGAGCGCCGCAGCCUGCGCGUGGCUCAGACCGGCCAGGUGGACGGCGAGCUCAUCCACAGCCUCGAGCAGGACGUCAAGGUGGCCAAGGACGUCUCUGUGCGUCUCCACAAUGAGCUGGAGGUGGUGGAGAAGAAGAGGAUCCGGCUGGAGGAGGAGAACGAGGAGCUGCGCCAGCGGCUCAUCGAGACCGAGCUGGCCAAGCAGGUGGUGCAGAACGAGAUGGACAAGCUCCGAGAGAACUCCCUGAAGAAGAGGGGGUCUCGCUCCUUGGGCAAGACUGAGAAGAAGCCAUCAGUGCAGGAGGACAGCGCAGACCUGAAGUGCCAGCUGCAUUUUGCCAAGGAGGAGUCAGCCCUGAUGUGCAAGAAGCUGACCAAGCUGGCCAAGGAGAACGACGGCAUGAAGGAGGAGCUGCUGAAGUACAGGUCCCUGUACGGGGACCUCGACAGCUCCCUCUCCGUGGAGGAGCUGGCUGACUCUCCCCAUUCCCGGGAGGCCGAGCUGAAGGUCCACCUCAAGCUGGUGGAGGAGGAAGCCAACAUCCUCAGCCGGAGGAUAGUGGAGCUGGAGGUGGAAAACCGCGGGCUGCGGGCGGAGAUGGACGACAUGAAGGGCCAGGGGGACAGGGAGCUGCCGGGGCAGGACACGCGGUUCCUGGUGGGCGUCUCCAGCUGCGGGGACGCGGGGGACACGGUGGCCGAGCUGCGCCGGCACCUGCAGUUCGUGGAGGAGGAGGCUGAGCUGCUGAGGCGCUCGCUGCUGGAGCUGGAGGACCAGAACAAGCUGCUCCUGAACGAGCUGACCAAGUACAAGUCGGACCACGAGCUGGAUGUGACGCUGUCGGAGGACAGCUGCUCGGUGGUCAGCGAGCCCUCGCAGGAGGAGCUGGCCACGGCCAAGGUGCAGAUCAGCGAGCUCAGCGGCAAGGUGAAGAAGCUGCAGUACGAGAACAGGGUGCUGCUCUCCAACCUCCAGCGCUGCGACCUGGCCUCCUGCCAGACCACCCGGCCCAUGCUGGAGACCGACGCCGAGGCCGGCGACUCGGCACAGUGCGUCCCCACCGCCGGCUGGAGGGACGGCGUGGGCGGCAGCGAGGCCGACGGGCAGGACAGGGGGCUGGGCAGUGGGAAGGCGCCCGAUGGCCCUGCCAAACUGCUCAAGCCCAAGGACCUGGAGACCUUGCUGGGCAUCCGGGACCAGGCAACGCUGGUCAGUAAAGCGAUUGAUGUCUUGAUUUCGGAUGCCAACGGGUUCACCUCGGGGCUGAAGGCUUGCCUGGACAACGAGUGUGUGGGGGUGCUGCUGGGCGAGGCAGUGGGCAGCGGUGGUGACAGCCCCAGUGAUGCCAAGCUGAUGAACGUGCUGCUGAUGCGGCUGGGCGUGCUGCAGCAGGACCUGGGCUGCUUCGUGAGGAAGGUGGACCACCUCACCGGUGGCUUCAAGGAGCACACGGACUCGUUCCCCUUCUCCAGCCCCAGCAGCCACGAUGUCACCAAAGAGCAUGCCUCUGACUUCCAGCAGCCUGAUUUUAGGGACGCCGACCCUUUCCGCAUGCCCCACUCCAAGGACACGGACCCCGCCCAUCCCAGGAGCUACAAACCCUGCCGGGCUGAGGACAACGACUCCUACGCCACCGAGAUGAAGGAGCUGCAGCUGGUGCUGUCAGAGGCCAACGAGAGCCUGCGGGGGCUGCAGGAGCAGCUCUCACAGGAGAGGCAGCUGAGGAAGGAUGAGGUGGACAACUUCUCACAGAAGAUCAGCCAGCUGAAGGAGGACCACCAGAAAGCACUGCUGCGGCGGGAGUUUGAGCUGCAGAGCCUGAACCUGCAGAGGCGGCUGGAGCAGAAGUUCUGGAGCCAGGAAAAGAACCUGCUGGUGCAGGAGUCACAGCAGUUCAGGCAGAGCUUCCUCCUGCUCUUCAUGAAGCUCAAGUGGUUCCUCAAGCGCUGGCGCCAGGGCAAGAUGGUGCACAGUGAGGGCGAGGACUUUUUGGAGGUGAACAGCAUGAAGGAGCUGUACCUGCUGCUGGAAGAGGAGGAGCUAGCCCCACAGCAACAGGCAGACAACAAGAUGUGUGCUGGGGACACCUGGACCCCCAACACGCCCAACGAGUGCAUCAAGACUCUGGCAGACAUGAAGGUGACCCUGAAGGAGCUGUGCACGGAGCUGCGGGAGGAGCGGCGCGGUGCCAGCGAGCUGCAGCAGCAGUUCACCAAGGCCAAGGCUGCCUGGGAGAUGGAGCGCGCUGAGCUCAAGUGCCACAUCGCCCAGCUGGAGUCAAAGGCAGGCAAAGGGAUCGCAGAGCGUGCGCUGCCAGACUGGAAGGUGGCACUGAAGAGGGAGCGUGAGGAGCACCAGCAUCUCCUGGCCGAGUCCUACAGCGCUGUCAUGGACCUCACCAAGCAGCUGCAGAUCAGCGAGAAGAACUGGAACCAGGAGAAGGUGGAGCUGCUGGCUCGCUUCAAGGAGGAGCAGCAGCAGGCAGAGCAGCAAGCGAAGGACCUGCAGAACAAACUCAACCAGUUGCAGAAAGGAUCCAAUCCAUGGGCAUUGAAGCACUCUGAAAUGGAGAAGCACGGCAGCAACUGGAAAGAGGCCCUCAAUGAGAAAAUCACAGACAAGGAGACAAUCUCUGAAGCAGAAGCCAAGGGAACCAACCUCAAAAGGACCAAGUCUGUUUCCUCCAUGUCAGAGUUUGAAAGCUUGCUCGACUGUUCUCCCUACCUCUCUGGAAAGACCAUGCCAGGGCUGGGUGACCACGCCCGGUGCAAAAAGGCAUCCUCAACCACCCAGAUGCUGCCCAACGGGAUCCGGGACAGCGCCAGCCUCCCUCCCUCAAAAUGUACAUAUGUGAAUAUCGAGCAACCUGCCCCUGACAGCCUGGCCAAGGAGAAGCUGGGCAUCUCCUCCUGGGACUACUCACGGGCAAGCAGCCUGUCCGGACACGACCCAGCUCAGAAGCAAAUCCAGAGGAGCUACACGGCACCCGACAAGACAGGGAUCCGCAUCUACUACAGCCCGCCGGUGGUGCGGCGGCUGGAGGCGCCUCUGGUGCACAACAAGGAGGGCAAGAUCAUGAUCGAGCCCGGAUUCUUGUUCACCAUGGCCAAGCCGAAGGAGCCGGAGGAGUCGGCCAGCGCCGAGGGCACCUACAGCCAGUGGCUGUGCAACUUCUCCAAGCAGCAGCAGGAGCUGCUGGACGGCGGCGCGGGGGAGAGCGCGGUGCCGCCCGUGCCGCGCUUCCCCCCCUCGCUGCACGACCUGGAGAUCUCCGGCAACAUGAGCGACGACAUGAAGGAGAUCACCAACUGCGUGCGCCAGGCCAUCCGCUCCAGCUCGCUCGAGAGGAAGGUGAAAAGCACCUCCAGCCAGACAGUGGGGCUGGCCCACGUGGGCACACAGACCAUCCAGACGGUGAGCGUGGGCCUCCAGACCGACCUGCCCCGUGGCGCCGGCAUGCAUGGCAAGAGCUGGUCCCCGCGCAGCUCCUCCCUCGUGUCCGUGCGCAGCAAGCAGAUCUCCUCCUCCCUGGAUAAGGUCCACUCCAGGAUCGAGCGGCCAUGCUGCUCCCCGAAAUACGGCUCUCCAAAGCUCCAGAGGAGGUCUUCCUCCAAGCUGGACGCCUCCAAGGACAGGAGCCUGUGGAACUUGCACCAGAGCAAGCAGAACGGCUCUGCCUGGGCCCGCUCCACCACCACCCGCGACAGCCCCGUCCUCAGCAACAUCAACGAUGGCCUGUCCAGCCUGUUCAGCGUGGUGGAGCACGCGGGCAGCACCGAGUCCAUCUGGAAGCCGGGCUGCCCUGAGAGCAGCCGGGCCAAGCCCGAAGCACCCAAGUAUGGCCUCGUGCAGGAGUUCUUCAGGAAUGUCUGCGGGCGGGCACAGAGCCCCACUGCCCCCCAGGAGAAGAAGGAGGCCGCUGGGGAGGAGAGCAAGAGAGCCGAGCACCCCAGCCCCGCCACCCACCACGAAAACAUCUCCCGUGUCUUGAACAAGAAGGUCCUCAAGCAGGGCAGCUGCGAGGACUCCAAGCCCUCGUCCCCUGGCCAGGGCAGUAAGGACGCAGCCCUGCGGGACCCCGACCUCAUCUCGGCUAUAGCCAGCGAGGACACGGCGUGUGACUGCAGCUCCCAGUCCCUCACCUCCUGCUUUGCCCGGCCAUCCCGCUCCGCGGUCCGCCACUCCCCCUCCAAGUGCAAACUGCACCCCGCGGACCCCCCCAGGGCGGAGGAGAAGCCGGGGGUCUCGACCUGCAAUGUAAAACCAAGUGCAUUUUAAAAAUACCGAAAUGAGCUACUUUGGAGAGGCACCAAUUGGAUUAAGAGAUUGUGGUUUGGGAGGCUGCAGCGUGGCCCGUGGUCUGCGCCAUGCAUCCCUCUGUCACCACCAGAAAAAGCCUUACCCAGGGAGGGAGGGGGCAGCAGCCACAGCCCCCCCAGCACUGCAGAGCUCCUGGGGCUGGGGAAUUGUGACCCAGUCCCACACAGAGCAGCCUUGGUGCCCCUGUGCAGCUCCAGGAGAGAACAGAGAUUUCUGAGGCAGCUGCCUGACCUAUUUUCCAGCCGCCUGCCAGGGGCCAGGCAGGGAUUCACCCAGAUGGAGCUGGGUGGAGGGAUUCACCCAGAUGGAGCUGCAGGUGCCUGGGGCUCAGUGCAUUGCUGUGGGGCUGUGUGCCUUGUUCUGGGGGCUCUGUGCAGGGCUCCAAGAGCUCUGCAUUGCUCCAGGGGCUCCAUCCACUGCUCUGAGGGCUCUGCAUUGCCCUGGGGCUCCGUACGCUGUUCCAAGGGCUCUGUGCAUUGCUCCAGGAGCUCUGUACACCACUCCAAGGCCUCUGUGCAUCGCUCUGGAGCUCUGUACACCGCUUCCAGGGCCUCUGCACAUUGUCAUCUCGCAGUUUCUCUUAAGAACUGCUGGUGCUGCCGAGGCUGCUGCCCUCUCCUGUCCGGCCGCUCGCUGCCCGCAGCAGCUGCUGCAUCACUGCCACGUCGCAGCCUCCGUCAGCAUCUCCACGCCAGCCGCUCACUGCCUGUGUCCCCGGACACACCAGCAUCAGCCAGGGCCCAGCAGGCCUGGUACCGAUGGCCUUUUGCUCCUGAGGCACCCGGCCAGCCCCCAGGGGACCCUCCUCACCCGGCUGGGGGACUCAGGGCAGGUGCUGCCCGCCCUCACCAGCAGCCAGGGCCGGGCUGUGUCCCUGCCUGCCACGGAGGAGUUGGGUCCAGCACUGCCACGGGCAAUCUCCUGCUGUACAUAGAUAUUUUCGGGGUGGUUUUUAGUAUUUUCAUGGAUAAUCGGGGUUUUGGUUUGGUUUGGUUUUUUUAAAAGACUCUCUACUUUUUGGAAUGUGGUUUCUCAUUUUUAAAACUGCCUUUUAAUUAUUUGUAAUAUUGGUCAGUUCUGUCUUACUCUGUAAAUAGCGGUGCUGGGCAUUUCCCAGUGGGGCUGAGAUGAGGCCGGCAAGGAAUUUGUGGGGAAAAUUUCCUUAAGGUGUGGAGGUGGCUGAUUCUACUCCAGCCCCUCCAUGGAUUCUGCCCCUGUCCACAUGCCAGUGCCCAGCCUGGGGUGAAACCUGAGGUGUUUUGGGUAAAGUUUGCCCCUGCCCCGUCCUCCUGCUUCCUCUCACGAGCCCAUGCCAAGGUCGCAUGAAGGGCACCUCCUGCCCCGAUGACAGGCUCUGUGCCCACCCCAUCCUGCACCCCUGUGUCAUGCCUGCUUGUUGUGUGAUGAAUAAAGGCCCUGCAACCCCUCACCCCCACCCUUGGUGCUGCCUUCCCGUGCUGUGGUGUGGGGGCCGUGCUGCCUGUCCUGUCUGGGGCAGUGCUGCUGCAGAGGGAGGUGUGGGGUGAUGUGAUCCUGUGCCCCUGUUCCUGCCAUCCUGCCUGCUGCCCAGCCCACACAUGGUGUCCCAUGCUGUCCUUACCCCCCCGUCUGUCCCUGACACCAUCCCCAUGUGCUGACCCCAGCUGUGCCACACCACCAGGGCUCCUUGUCAUCUCCCGUGGGUCCUCACUGCCACUGUCACCCCACAGCAGGCUGCCCCCAGCUCUGCAUUGUCCCUGUGAUGCUGGUGUUUCUCACAGCUGCCGUGUGCCAUGCCAGCCUGCCCAGCAGCUCACCCCAGCCUGCACACACCCCCACACCCCCUUCCUCUGCUACCCACGGCUCCCUGCCCUUGUGCCCCACGGUUGGACUCGAUGAUCUCAGAGAUUGUUUCCAACCUUAGUGAUUCUGUGAUUCCCUGAUCACCUGCUGGUCCCAGCCUCAGCUUCACUCCAUUAAACUGUCCCACCCUGAGGUCCUCCAUCACCCACGAAAACCCACCCUCCUUUUGCUCUUCCGUCAUCGUUCAUGUCCCAUCCAUUUCAUCCCUGCUCUUGUUCCAUCCCUAUUUAUUGUGCUCUUUCAUCAAUCCUAACCCAACCCAGCCCUCUUUCCUCCUUCCUGGGCUACUCUAUCCCAUUCCUCCUUCCAUCACCCACCAUACCCCAUCCCUCCUGUGCAUCUUCUACGUCCCAGCCCUUUUUCCACUGCGCCUCUGUUGUUCACCCAUCCCUCCUUCCUUGCAGUCAUCUACUGUGUCCCAUCCUUCCCUGCCACCCCCCUCCAUCACCCACCAGGUCCCAUCCUUCUUUUCUGUGCCCCUCCAUCAGCCACCAUGUCAUGUCCCUCCUUCCUGUCCUGCACCCUCCUUCGUGUCCUGUCCUUUCUUGUGCUCUACUGUCACUCACCACCUCCAAUCCUUCCCUGUUCUCUCCACAUCCCCUCCCUCCUUCCACACUUCUUCCAGUGUGCUGUCAUCAGCUGUGUCCCAUCCCUCCCUGCCAUGCUGUGCUCCUCCAUUACCCACCAUGUCCCUCCCACCCUCUUGUGCUCCUGCAUCCUACACUGCAUCCUGUCCCUCCUUGUUCUCCUGUCACCCACCACUCCCACCCCUCCUUCCUGUGCUCCUCCACUGCCUUCCAUAUCCCACCCUCCAGCCUUCCUGCCACACUUUCAUCCCAUCCCUCUGACCUGCUCCUUCAUUCACCACAUCCUGUUCCUUACCUUCAUUCACCACCACCACCUUUUUGUUUUUCCUUCUUCACCUUCACCCUGCCCCAUCAAUCCUUUCCUUGCUUUGCCUCCAGCUUUUCCUUUCAUAUUCAUGUCAACAUUUCAGUCUUCUUCAGCUCCCCCCACCACUGUCCUCUACAUCUUACCAUCAGUUUAUCCCUGCUUAUUCUCCAUUAGCUCCUACCUUCACCCCAACCUCCUCCACUCAUCUUCUCCACAUCUUUCUUCAUCCUCUUCUCUCUUCCUAUCUCCUCUUCCAACUUCACUUCCCCAUGCCAAAAUCCACCCUCACCUCCCACCAUUUCACCAUCCUUUCAACUGCUAAUGUCACCCAGUCUUACCUUCUCCACCUCCACAUUUCCAAUCCCUUCUUUGUGCUUACCCAUUUCCCAUCUUCUCAUUCAUCCUCCUCCAUUGCCCUCCAGUCUUUGUCUUCUUGUCCCCUUAGUGUCUCUCUGUUUCUCCUGUCAUCCAUGUCCAUCUCCCAGUGUUUCUUCAUCCCUCCUAUUCUUUUCCAUCUCCCCUCUAUCUUUUCCUCCAUCACCUGCCAUCUAAUCUCUCCUUGUUAUCCUCUUUAAUUUUGUCCACCUUCUUCAUCCUCCACUUCCCACUGUCCUUCAUCCUUCCUCAUGCCCCACACCACCAUUUGCCUGUCCUUCCUCGCCCUCCACUUUCUACCAUCUGCCCAGUCUCCUCAUCCUCCCCAACCUCACUUUUCGUAUUCAUUGUCCUUUCCACCAUCAUCCAUCUCCUUCACCCUCCAUCUCACACUUUUCCUCCACCUCAGUCCUUCCUGUGACCCUUUGCUUCCCAUUGUUCCCCAUAUUUUUUCCUGUGGUUUCACCUCUUCCCUGUCCCUCUCCCACUCGACAUCUGGCGAU